Molecule: messenger RNA, 1948 nt
Organism: Setaria italica (foxtail millet)
Lineage: Eukaryota; Viridiplantae; Streptophyta; Magnoliopsida; Poales; Poaceae
Product: beta-glucosidase 30
Exons: 7
Coding region: 106-1623 (505 amino acids)
Biological process (GO): carbohydrate metabolic process
Molecular function (GO): beta-glucosidase activity
Source: RefSeq, a predicted model, not a curated record
AUAAAUGGCGGCCGGGACUGGAAGUGCUGCAGCAAUUCAGCUCCAGCUCCACCUCCAGCUUCAGCAGUAGGAGCCAGCAGCCGUUCCGGUGCCACAGCUCCGGGGAUGGGUGUCGGGACCGGAAUGGCGAAGGGGCUCCUCGCCGCUGUGCUCCUCGCCGUGCUCGCCUGCGGCGGCGCUCACGCCAAGUUCAGCAGGUACAGCUUCCCCAAGGACUUCGUUUUCGGCACCGGCUCCGCCGCGUACCAGUACGAGGGCGCCUACAAUGAAGGAGGCAAAGGGCUUAGCGUAUGGGACAACUUCACCCACAUCCCAGGAAAAAUCAAGAACAACGAUACCGGCGACGUGGCACUUGACAUGUACCAUCGGUACAAGGGCGAUGUGCAACUCCUCAAGGACAUGAACAUGGACGCCUUCCGGUUCUCCAUUGCCUGGAGCAGGAUCCUGCCAACUGGUUCCCUGAGUGGAGGAAUCAACAAAGAAGGUGUGGCCUUCUACAACAACCUCAUCAACGAGGUCAUAGCCAAAGGGAUGAGGCCAUUUGUCACCAUCUUCCACUGGGACACGCCCCUAGCCCUGGAGGAAAAGUACGAAGGCUUCCUCAGUGAAAACAUCGUCAAAGACUACGUGGACUUCGCGGAGGUGUGCUUCAAGGAGUUCGGCGACCGCGUCAAGGACUGGACGACAUUCAAUGAGCCGUGGACGUACGCGCAGCGCGGCUACGCCGUGGGCCUGUUCGCGCCGGGCCGGUGCUCCCCCUACGUCUCCAAGUCGUGCUUCCCCGGCGACUCUGCCCGGGAGCCCUACAUCGUGACGCACAACAUCAUCCUCGCCCACGCGCAGGCCGUGGCGCUCUACCGCGCCAAGUACCAGCCUUCCCAGCGCGGGCAGAUCGGCAUCACCGUGGUGACCAACUGGUACGUGCCCAACACCGACUCCGCCGAAGACCGCAAGGCAGUGCAGCGCAGCCUCGACUACAUAUACGGGUGGUUCCUCGACACCAUCGUGCACGGCUCGUACCCGGGCACCAUGACCAGCUACCUCGGUGAUCGGCUGCCGCGGUUCACGCCGGAGCAGAUGGCACUCGUCAAGGGCUCCUACGACUUCAUCGGCGUCAACUACUACACCGGCUACUACACCUCGGCGGCGGCGCCGCCCAACGGGCUCGAGCAGACCUACGACGGCGACAUCCGCGCCAACACCUCGGGAUACCGCGACGGCGUGCCCAUCGGCCCGCCCGAGUUCGUGUCCAUCUUCUUCAACUACCCCGCGGGGCUCCGCGAGCUCCUGCUCUACACCGCCCGCCGCUACAACAACCCCGUCAUCUACGUCAUGGAGAACGGCAUCGCCGAGGAGAACAACGCCUCCAUCCCGCUCGAGGAGGCGCUCAAGGACGGGCACCGGAUCGAGUUCCACUCCAAGCACCUGCAGUUCGUGAACCACGCCAUCAGGAACGGCGUCAAGGUCAAGGGCUACUUCACCUGGACAUUCAUGGACUGCUUCGAGUGGGGCGACGGCUACCUGGAUCGCUUCGGCCUCAUCUUCAUCGACCGCCUCAAUGGCCUCAAGCGCUACCGCAAGCAGUCAAGCUACUGGAUAGAGAACUUCCUGAAGCGGUAUUAGAUGGAACGAAGAUCGCCGCGCCCACUGGUCACGAGGUCCAUCCACAUCGUCGAUCGAUCCCCUGUUCUUUCAGCAACUACAGCUGGUGCCGCCGCGUCGUUGUUGCCAAUGGCACUUAAUCUGUUCGCGGUCUUGCGGAUGGGCCGGGUGUGUUUGCUUGCAGAGAGUGAUUGCUGCUGUGUGGGCCUGUAGUCUAUGGGGUCGCUGUUGCUGUCGUGGAGUGUGCUGGCAGGAAAGGGAAUAAGAGCAACUCCAAGAGACUGCUAAUCUUACCCCUAAUACUUUUUUCUAGAAAAAAAGAGAAAAAACGAACUCCAACAGUCCA